CUGAUUGGCUGAAUCCUGGAGUAAACACGGAAGUGGUUCCUAGCGUUUCUCCGCGGUCUUUGAAUCAAACAUGAAGAUUUAACUCGGGUUUAACCCGAUUCAGUUUUUCUCCCGGGUGUUUUUCGGGUCUGUUUAGGUGGAGCAGCCUUUAACGCUAUAAACGCAGCGGUGUGUGGAGGCAGUCUCUUCUCCCCAGUCAUGUCCGGCGUCGCUCACGUCCGUGGUGAAGUGGGCGGGGGGGCGGCGGCCCACCUCCAGUGUCCCCACUGUGGCCACUUCUCCAGCAGCCACGCCCACCAGCUGUCCCACAUGGCGGCGACCCACCCCGCCCUCCUGGACGGCAUGGCGGUGGGUCGCCUCGGCAACAUCCUGAUGUACCAGGGCGGCGCUCGGCUCUUCCACUGCUUCGACUGCUUCUACACCAGCCGAGAGUUCAGCAAACUCUACAAGCACAUCAUCUCCAAACACUGCACGGACCCGCGCAGGGAGGAGGGGGCCCACGGGGGCGAGAAGGCGGAGGACGAGGAGGAGGAGGAGGAGGAGGCGGGGGAGGAGGUGAAGGAGGUGAAAGCCAGCGUGGAGCGGGAGAAGAGUGUCCUGACGUUCGACGGCGUCGGGUUCCGCUGUCUGAUCUGUGGCUGGAAGAACAAGAUGAAAGCUCUGAGCAUCAAGCACGUGGUCCAGAAACACGACAUCCCCAAGGCCUACGCCAGCCAGGCCAUCCGACGGGAGGUGCAGGAGGAGGAGGAGGUGGUGGUGGUGGAGGAGGAGGAGGCGGGGGACAAGGAGGAGGGGCGGGGCAAGGAGGAGGAGGCGGCGGCGGCGGCGCUGGCGGUGGCGGCGGCGGCGACUCCCGCGGUCGGGCUGAGCGGGGAGAUGCUGAGGGAGGAGGCGGAGGCCAUGGCCAAGGUGGUGCGCUUCAUCUCCAACCGGUUCGUCUGCCUCAUCUGUGGCUGGAAGACCAAACUCAAAGGUUUCGCCAUCAGCCACUUGGUGCGUUUCCAUGACGUUGAGCGUCCCUACCACUGUAAGGACUGUCCCCGGACCUUCUUCCUGCCCAGCCGGCUGCAGCAGCACGUCAGGACGUCCCACCGUCCCGGACGCUACGCUUGUCCCUUCUGCUGCUUCAGGUCCCACUUCCUGGGAGGCUUCAGGAGACACUGCAGCCGCUGCAACGCCCGGGAGGAGGGGGACGGAGACGGAGGGGACAGGAGAGGAGGAUGGGUGAAGGAGGAGGAGCAGGAGGAGCAUGAGGAGGAGGGACAGGAGAGGAAGGAAGUCAGAGGAGCGAGGAAACGAAGGAGGACGAGGAGGGCGGUAGAAGAAGAGGAGGAGAACCAGGAGGACCAAGAGGACCAGGAGGACUGAUUUGGUUUCCAUGGACACAGACUCAGGCUGAUGAACCUUUGUGUCUUUAACUGUUUAGUGACAGUGACAGGUCUGGACGUGGCAAGAAAGGGGCGGGGCUGGACUGGAUGUGUCAGGAAAGGGGCGGGGCUGGACUGGAUGUGUCAGGA
Mugil cephalus (flathead mullet) is the source of this 1517-nucleotide messenger RNA. RefSeq names its product zinc finger protein 252-like. The transcript has 3 exons. Bases 199 to 1368 code for a protein of 389 amino acids. The record is from RefSeq and is a predicted model, not a curated record. Gene Ontology annotation, biological process: attachment of mitotic spindle microtubules to kinetochore. NCBI's taxonomy places the organism in Eukaryota, Metazoa, Chordata, Actinopteri, Mugiliformes, Mugilidae.